Molecule: messenger RNA, 1800 nt
Organism: Rotaria sp. Silwood2
Lineage: Eukaryota; Metazoa; Rotifera; Eurotatoria; Philodinida; Philodinidae
Source: the annotation of a GenBank genome assembly
AUGCAACAUUUCAUGUCCCAAUUAUUAAUCGAAUUAUUAUCAAAUGAAGCAUAUGUGAACAGUGAAACGAUGAAAAGAUUACAAAUCAUUGUCAUGGAUUUCGUAUUUUUAGACUUAACCAGACAAAAAUCUCAAUUUGGUAUAAUGAACAAUGAAAAUCAACAAUUCGAAAUCAAAUUAUUUGAAUUUCCACAAAAUUUUCGAGAUCUAUGGAUGGUAACCGAUAUUAUUAAUGCAAUGACUGAUAAAACAAAACAAACUCAAUAUCCUGAAUUGUUUUUCGUACAAGCAUACGAUACAUUGGAUGAUGCUGUUCAAUUCACUUUAGAUGAUAUUGUAGUUUCAAAUCAUCAUUUUGACAAGACAUCAGAUCUACAGCUAAUCAGUCUAAUGAACAACGAUGCUUUGAUUGAACAUUCAUUCAGUGAAUUUAUUCAUAGUCUAACAAUCGAUUAUUUGCCGAAUUUGAUACGUUUCGAACUCUACCCAUCCUUGUUGAACAUUCCAGCAAAAUGUGUACAAGAUCGUGCAAAACUAUUCUAUGUAUUCGAGAUAUUUGUUGAAAAAGUUAUAUCACUACUUGAUUUCAGUUUGUCUCCGAAACAAAGUAUUCUUACAGAUAAAAUUCGAAUGGUCAAAAAUUAUUUAUCAAAUAGGAAAAGAAUUCAAUGGUUUGAACAAUCCUUGGAAGCAACGAAAGAGAAUCAGUUUAUUAAUUUGCCUACAAUCCAAUUUGAUUUUGUAAGAGCAAGUGACGCUGAUAAUAGUGGACAACAUAGUACAUUCUAUCAAGGUUAUGAACAACUACAUGAAAAUGCUCAUCUAUUAUUUAGACAUGAUAGUCAACGACUUUGGCGAGCACAAUACAUUGGAAUGCAUAGUACCGAUCAAGGUGGACCCUAUCGUGAUUCAAUCACGAGUAUGUGUUCGGAUAUAUGUAGUACACGAUUACCAUUAUUUAUUUUGUGUCCAAAUGGCCGAACGAAUACUGGUUUGAAUCGCGAUCGAUGGAUUCCAAAUGUAUUUCCACUGAAUCAAUCGAUUCCCGUUAAAAUAAAAAAACAAUAUCGAUUUAUUGGACAAUUGAUGGGUAUGGCUAUACGAAAGAAAAAUUAUCUAGAUUUAAAAUUUCCCGAUUUAUUAUGGAAACAAUUGCUAGGCGAACACAUAGCUAUGAAAGAUAUUGAAGCAAUCGAUAUACAAAGUUCUGCAAUUAUUAAAGAAAUGGAACAUAAUAUACAAAAGAAUCAAGCAAUCAAUAUUGACAGUGAUAUCAAUUAUUUAUUUAGUAAUAUUAUGAGUGAAGUUCGAUUUAAUAUUGUUAGUUCAGCUGGACACAUAUAUGAACUGAUUCCCGAUGGCAAAAAUAUUCCAAUAACAGCUAAUAAUUUCAAAGAAUACUGUACACGUCAUCGUGAAUAUCGUCUAAAUGAAUUUCGUCGACAAAUUGAAUAUAUUCGUCAAGGCUUGUGUAGUGUUGUACCGAAUAAUUUUAUGAGUUUACUUACAAUUAGUGAACUGGAAGAAGCUGUAUGUGGAAAACGUCAAAUCGAUGUUGAAUUACUGAAACGAAAUACCCAGUAUGAUAAUUUCAAUGCAGCAGAGCCAUGUAUUCAACGAUUCUGGAAAGUUUUAAGUGAAAUGUUUAAUGAAGAACAGAGGAAAUUAUUCGUAAAAUUCGUUUGGGGAAGAAAUACAUUGCCAAGUCGAGAUGAAGAUUUCACAGAAAAACUUUCGAUUAACUUAUUAAUGAGAGAUGAAUAUGAAGCAGAUAGAACCCUUCCACGUAAGUCGAAUUGA